This is a messenger RNA of Trichomycterus rosablanca, 645 nucleotides long. RefSeq lists its product as uncharacterized. Gene Ontology annotation, biological process: response to bacterium. The transcript has 3 exons. NCBI's taxonomy places the organism in Eukaryota, Metazoa, Chordata, Actinopteri, Siluriformes, Trichomycteridae. The coding region runs from base 1 to 645 and encodes 214 amino acids. The record is from RefSeq and is a predicted model, not a curated record.
AUGAGACACAGACAGUCUGUUGGAAACGGACCAACACUUCUUGCAAAUCUUUAUCCCGGCACUCAACCUCAAUUUUAUGGUAAAUUUAAACAUGAUAACAGACUUACAGUAGAGAGCCAUGAAAAUCAAUUUACUUUAAAAAUCAAUAACACAAAGCCAAACGACACUGGAAUGUAUUACUGUGCUGCUCGGGAUUAUAGUUAUAUUGUUUUUGGAAAUGGAGUAUUUCUCACUUAUGAAGGAUCAGAUUUGAAGCAUCAGCAUUAUAUUAAAGAAGUUGUAUCUCAGGACCAGACACAGGAAAGUCUGAAAUUAAAAGAGUCGCUUCAUCCAGGAGACAAUGUGACUCUGCAGUGUACAGUAGUCGCUCAGAACAGUGCAGGAGAACACAGUGUGUUCUGGAUCAGACAUGGUUCAGGAGAAUCUCAUCCAGGAAUCAUUUACACUGAUGGAGACAGCAGUGGUCAGUGUAAGAACAGAUCUGAUGCUGGAUCUUCUACACAGAGCUGUAUCUACAGUCUCCCCAAGAGGAACCUCAGUACCUCUGAUGCUGGAACUUACUACUGUGCUGUAGCUACUUGUGGAGAGAUUCUGUUUGGUAACGGCACUACACUUGAAUUAACAGGUGAGCAGAAACAUGAAUAA